Molecule: messenger RNA, 2469 nt
Organism: Cricetulus griseus (Chinese hamster)
Lineage: Eukaryota; Metazoa; Chordata; Mammalia; Rodentia; Cricetidae
Source: RefSeq, a predicted model, not a curated record
GCUGGGUGGAAACAGGAAGUGAGAUGGCUGGGAGAAGAGAAAACAUAAGAGGGAAGAAACAGGGCAAAGGAGACCAAUUUGGAACUCCUGUUUACAUUUUGGUGCUCAACAAGGCCAGAACAUUAACAUCAGGACAGGGGCAAAUUGCCCCACAUGGACCCCUGAGAAAGCCACCAGCUCUCGUGGACUUGCUCAUUCAAGAUUCCCAGGACUUGGUCCAGUACUUCGCUGUGAAUCUCUGCAUCUGAUUCCAUCAGUUACUGGAGGAAGGCUCUCUGAUGACGAUUGUGGUAGUCACCAAUCUGAUUACAGGAGAUGGUCUUGGUUACCUUACUUGGGAUGAUUUUUUUUCCAGUUCUAUCUAUUUGCCUUCAAAUUUUCUGAUGUCAUAUUGUUAGCAGAUUAUAAAUGUGCAGGCUGGGCACACUUCAGCACUGUUGACAAGAAGGAAAGCCCUGCAAAGGGUGCCACACACAGCUGGAGGAGAACACACAGGGGUACAUUCCUGACAGAGAAGCGGCGAUGGACCUGACUUCAGUUCUCUCACUGGAAACCUGGGUCCUCCUGGCCAUCAGUCUGGUGCUCCUAUACAGACUUGGGACCCAUAAACAUGACAUUUUUAAGAAACAGGGAAUUCCUGGGCCCAAACCUCUGCCGUUUUUAGGAACUCUACUGAGUUACUACAAGGGUGUAUGGAAAUUUGAUAUUGAGUGCCGUAAAAAGUAUGGAAAAAUAUGGGGGUUGUUUGAUGGUCAAACACCGCUGUUUUCUGUCACAGACACAGAGAUGAUCAAGAAUGUACUAGUGAAGGAAUGCUAUUCUGUCUUCACAAACCGGCGGGAUUUUGGCCCAGUGGGGAUAAUGAGUAAAGCAGUCUCCAUAUCUAAGGAUGAGGAGUGGAAGAGAAUUCGAGCCUUGCUGUCUCCCACUUUCACCAGUGGAAAACUCAAAGAGAUGUUCCCCAUCAUUGAGCAGUAUGGAGAUAUUUUGGUGAAAUACUUGAGAAGAGAGGCAGAGAAAGGCAAGCCUGUCAUCACAAAAGAAGUGUUUGGGGCCUACAGCAUGGAUGUGAUCACAAGCACGGCAUUUGGUGUGAGCGUCGAUUCCCUCAACAACCCAAAGGACCCUUUUGUGGAAAAGGCCAGGAAGCUCUUAAGAUUUGAUUUCUUUGAUCCACUAUUCCUGUCAGUAGUACUCUUUCCAUUCAUCACCCCAAUAUAUGAGAGGUUAAAUGUCUCCCUGUUCCCAAAGGAUUCCAUAGAAUUUUUCAGAAAAUUUGUGUACAAAAUGAAGGAACAUCGCCUGGAUUAUAACCAGAAGCACCGAGUGGAUUUCCUUCAGCUGAUGAUGAAUGCUCACGACAAUUCUAAAGACAAAGAGUCUCACAAAGCUCUGUCUGACAUGGAGAUCAUAGCCCAGUCAAUUAUCUUUAUUUUUGCUGGCUACGAGACCACCAGCAGCACACUUGCCUUUGCCCUGUAUUUACUGGCUACUCACCCUGAUAUACAGAAGAAACUGCAGGAGGAGAUUGACGUCGCUCUGCCCAAUAAGACACGUCCCACCUAUGAUAAAGUGAUGGAGAUGGAGUACCUGGACAUGGUGAUGAAUGAAACCCUCAGAUUAUAUCCAAUCGGUAAUAGACUCGAGAGAGUCUGUAAACGAGAUGUUCAAAUGGAUGGUGUGUUUGUUCCCAAAGGGUCCAUAGUGAUGGUACCAGUUUUUGCUCUUCACUAUGACCCACAGUACUGGCCAGAGCCUGAGGAAUUCCGCCCUGAAAGGUUCAGCAAGGAGAACAAGGGCAGCAUUGAUCCUUAUGUAUUCAUGCCCUUUGGGAAUGGACCCAGGAAUUGCAUUGGAAUGAGAUUUGCUCUUAUGAACAUGAAACUUGCUCUCACUAAAGUCCUCCAGAAUUUCUCUUUCCAGCCUUGUAAGGAAACACAGAUGCCAAUGAAAUUAAGCCGAAAAGCAAUGCUUCAACCAGAAAAACCCAUUGUUCUAAAGGUUGUGCCACGGUCUGCAAUCAUUACUGGAGCAUGACUUUCCCGCAAGGAGUUCAGCUGUGUUCCUCAAGAAGAUGAUGUCUAAGAACAUUGCAAUUUUUAAUUAACUUCAUGAAUAAAACCCAGGCAAAUAUGGAGUUUAAUAGAGGGGCCUUAGUUCAUGGUUAUAGAUUGAGUACAUCCAUUGAGCUUUCUCAGUGUCAAUACAGAGUAUCAUCUAAUGUAAAGGAAAUGACCAAUUCGGUGACAGAAUGAGAAAUUCAUCUUCUCUGAUCAUCACUGGACCACCUCCAUCCACAUCUGGUUGGUUCCAUCAAUUUCUUUUGAGCUCUUUUGAGAGUAACCAUGCCUCUGCAAUUGAUCAAUAAUAAUUUUUAAUGCAAAUAUCAACCAUUGUGAUUAUGACAACUCUUAUUGUAAAAUUGGUAUCAGGAUGCUUUAGUUGCAAUAGUCUACAAUAAACAUUACA